UGGCUGCCCCCCCACAACUUGUCCCAAUGCCUCGAGGCGCCCUGCGAGCGGAUAUAAAGAGGCAUCAGAAAGCGAAGGGUCUUCCAUUCAUUCUCAGAACUCCUGACAUUCAGGUGGAUCUUGUCCUGCCGCGAAGCCGCCCGCUGCUAGAAUAUCCCAAAUAGCCAUCACCAUUAUCAGGUCGGACAAUGCUGCGAGUCAGGUGUCUCAGAGGAGGUAGCAGGGGGGCCGAGGCCGCCCAUCUGAUCGGAGCUAUGCUCGGCCGCGCCAUGACUGGCUGGGUGCAGGGCGCGUUCCAGAGCUACUCGAGUUCCGCUGCUGCCGCGCAGCCGCAACGCGCCCUGGAGGAGAACGCUGUCACUGAGCCUGAGCUACAGGAGUGUCCUGUCUGCGCCUACAACGAAUGGGACCCGCUCGAAGAGGUGAUCGUAGGCCGCGCCGAGAACGCGCGCGUCCCUCCUUUCACAGUAGAGGUCAAGGCUAACACAUAUGAGAAGCAUUGGCCCUUCUACCAGAAGUAUGGGGGCCAAAGCUUUCCUGAGGACCACUUGAAGAAAGCUGUUGCUGAGAUUGAAGAAAUGUGCAAUAUUCUCCGCAUGGAGGGAGUUACAGUUCAGAGACCUGAACCCAUGGACUGGUCCUUCGAGUACAACACUCCAGACUUCACCUCGACUGGCAUGUACGCUGCCAUGCCCAGAGACAUCCUCAUGGUGGUGGGGAAUGAGAUUAUCGAGGCUCCCAUGGCCUGGAGGUCCCGCUUCUUUGAGUACCGGGCCUACAGACCCCUCAUCAAGGAGUACUUCAGAAAGGGUGCCAAGUGGACGACCCCCCCAAAACCCACCAUGUCUGAUGAGCUGUACGAUCAGGAGUACCCCAUCCGCACGGUGGAAGACAGACACAAGCUGGCUGCCCAGGGAAAGUUUGUCACCACCGAACACGAGCCGUGCUUUGACGCCGCUGACUUCAUCAGAGCUGGCAGGGAUCUGUUUGUCCAGAGGAGUCAGGUUACAAACUACAUGGGGAUUGAGUGGAUGCGUCGCCAUCUUGCCCCGGACUACAAGGUCCACAUCAUCUCAUUCAAAGACCCCAACCCCAUGCACAUCGACGCCACCUUCAACAUCAUCGGGCCGGGACUGGUGCUGUCCAACCCUGACCGUCCCUGUCGUCAGGUGGAGAUGUUUGAGAAGGCCGGCUGGACCGUGGUGAAGCCUCCAACCCCUCUGAUUCCAGAUGAUCACCCUCUGUGGAUGUCCUCUAAGUGGCUGUCCAUGAAUGUCUUGAUGCUGGACCCCAAACGGGUCAUGUGUGAUGCCAACGAGCACACCAUCCACAAGAUGUUUGAGAACCUUGGUAUCAAGACCAUCAAGGUGAACAUCCGCCACGCCAACUCCCUGGGAGGAGGCUUCCACUGCUGGACUACCGACGUGCGUCGCCGUGGUUCCCUCGAGUCCUACUUCCACUAGCCAUGCCAGAAACAGACAGUUUUUAUUGAGCUUAAGUAAGGUUAAAGUCCCAAUCAACAAUCUGCAGUUGAUUUUUCAAUUUCAAAAAAUGAAAACCACUUGUUGAUUUAAAGUAAACAGUUAUGUGCAUGACAGUGCCUUUGGCGAAAACGCUUGGUUAUGAGUUCAUUUUAAUGCUCAACAACAACAAAAGUUUUUUUUUUUUUUACUUGAUUUUUAGAAAGAAAAAAACCAUAAGUACUCAAUAUCCUCAAUACAUACUGUAUUUCUGGCUUGGCUAUUGUGAAGCAACGUUGUACCAUCUGAACGACUCUAAGUAACAUCAAAAAACGAGUCGUUUGUAAAGAGGACAGGGUAUGCUACUUUAUGGGUAUGAUAACCAUGACAUCACACUUGGUCUGCGUCUGAAAUGGCACCCUAUUCCAUAUGUAGUGCACUUCUUUUGACCAGAGCCCUGAGUGGAUGUUCGUUAUACUACUUCCUUUUGAGAACUCAGAAAAAAGAUCAACAUUUAUGUCAAUUAUCAAUUGAUGCUGCCAUAUGAUUUUUUUUUAUACGAUUUUUUUUUAUCUAAAAGAAUGUGUCAAACUUUUUUAUAGUAGAUCAUUAUUAUUAAACAAUAUGGUUUUUCUUAUCUCAGGUAUUUCUAUUUUGUAAAAAAAAAAAAAAUGAGAAAAGAAUGAAUCAGUUAAGACAAAUGUAUACUAUAUUAUACACAAAUCAGAAUUUCACAUUGAGCUAGCUAAAUAAGGCAGGUCGUAGCUAGUGUUUCUAUAUGGAUAUAGAAAAGGUAUAACAUUUUAGAUGUGCCUCAAUUCAUACCUGCAUGCUACAGAUUGCUGUUGUCAUCCACAGAUGAUGGAGUCAUAAUCUGGAUCAGAACAUUCUAGUGAAAGCCAGGUCCUAACUGAACACUAAAUGCUGGCGCUUGAUCAAUACAACUCACUUAAAAAAGCAAAAGGGGAAAAAAGAACAGGACACAAUAAAAUUAAAAUAGUAAAAUGUCAGUAGAAAGUCAUUGCCCAUCCUAUUAAGAGUCUAGGUCCAGUGCUCCAAUUUAAUUCAGCGGUUUGAGGUACAGUGAUGAGGCUAGGUUCUUUGAUACAGUGGUUCUUCCACCAGGUAUAUAUAUAUAUAUAUAUGUAUGUAUGUAUGUAUGUAUGUAUGUAUGUAUGUAUGAUGACUUUCUACUGACAUUUUACUAUUUUAAUUUUAUUGUGUCCUGUUCUUUUUUCCCCUUUUGCUUUUUUAAGUGAGUUGUAUUGAUCAAGCGCCAGCAUUUAGUGUUCAGUUAGGACCUGGCUUUCACUAGAAUGUUCUGAUCCAGAUUAUGACUCCAUCAUCUGUGGAUGACAACAGCAAUCUGUAGCAUGCAGGUAUGAAUUGAGGCACAUCUAAAAUGUUAUACCUUUUCUAUAUCCAUAUAGAAACACUAGCUAUAUAUAUAUAUAUAUAUGUGUAUUUUAUUUGGGCUCAUACAUUUUUCAUUGUUUCCCAGAAAUUAGCCUUUUAAAUAUUUUCUUAAAAGUAAAAUGAGGUCCAUAUCAGAUAUUAUGAUCCCUUGUAGACCUGGGUCAAAUAAUAAAAAUACUUUCAAAUACUGCACUUAAUUUAGUUUGGACCGGUAGAAUAUAACCAAUGUAAUAUGGUCCCAGAAGUACAAACGCCAAGCUAAAUCAAGUGCAACUCAAAUACUUUCAAGUACAUGUAUUUUUUCAAGUAUUUGACAUAAGUAUUUUACACUAUGUAUUUGUCCUGGUCUGAUACCUUAUGCCUCUGCUGUCUUCUACAAUAGCAACAGAGCCAGAUCUAUGCUAGUUAUUUUCAUUACACUGCUAAGCUGCUUCUGUUUGCAUGGUCAAAAGAGCAAUAGGGUUCAGGACGUCACUAGAUGUGUCCCAAAUGGCACCCUAAUCCGUGUAUAGUGCAUAAAGUAGUGUAUUAUAUAUGGAAUAGGGUACCAUUUGGGACACAGCAUGUGUUUACGUCAUUACAACCCUAGUUUACGUUCGUAGUAGUUUUUUCCUGGAUGCACAUGUAAUGUACUCUUGGAGAUCAAGUGUUUUGGAUCUUGAAUUGAUAUUCGAUUGUUCCAAAGCAUUGAAGAUGGCUCAAGGAUGCAGUAUAAAUGAUAAAAAAUAAAAAAUACAUUUUGGGAGAAA
Salmo salar (Atlantic salmon) is the source of this 3625-nucleotide messenger RNA. Its product is annotated as glycine amidinotransferase, mitochondrial. Gene Ontology annotation, cellular component: mitochondrial intermembrane space. Gene Ontology annotation, biological process: creatine biosynthetic process. NCBI's taxonomy places the organism in Eukaryota, Metazoa, Chordata, Actinopteri, Salmoniformes, Salmonidae. Gene Ontology annotation, molecular function: glycine amidinotransferase activity. The record is from RefSeq and is a predicted model, not a curated record.